Molecule: messenger RNA, 3384 nt
Organism: Oenanthe melanoleuca
Lineage: Eukaryota; Metazoa; Chordata; Aves; Passeriformes; Muscicapidae
Gene: TRIM32
Product: tripartite motif containing 32
Exons: 2
Coding region: 385-2496 (703 amino acids)
Molecular function (GO): zinc ion binding; protein binding
Source: RefSeq, a predicted model, not a curated record
CAGCAGCGCGGCGGCCGCGGCUGAGGGGGCUGAUAGCGGGCCCCGCCCGCCCCGCUGCCAUUGAGCCCGGGCUGCGGCGGACGGAGCUGUGCUUUGUGCGGUCACACACCGGCACCGGUCACUCCACGGCUGCCCCAUCCCUGCAGGGCCCAAGGCCGGGCUGGCCGGGGCUGGGAGCAGCCUGGGCUGGUGCAACGAGGUCCCCUGCCCGUGGCAAGGGGUGGAAUUAGGUCAUGGUUAAGGUCCUUCCAACCCAGACCCUUGGAUUUUUCAGUGGAACGCCCUCAAAUACAAGGGUUGUCCUGCUGUUUUUGUUGUUGUGACAACUCCUGUCGGCGGUGCUUAUUUUGCAGCAUUACCCCGUUAUUUUCCCUCGUUAGUGACAUGAGCAAUGAACUACAAGUGAAGCCGGUGUUCUCACCGCAGACACUCACUAAAAACUACCAGGUGACAAGAGAAACCACGGCAGGAAAUUUCUUUCGAAUAAUCAGAGCACCUUGGAAUAGAUGUGAGCACAAGGCACUGUGCUGGAUAAAGCUGCCUUGGAGCACCAUGGCUGCCGCCCCUUAUCUCAACUCGGACGCGCUGCGAGAGGUCCUGGAGUGCCCCAUCUGCAUGGAGUCCUUCACCGAGGAGCACCUGAGGCCCAAACUCCUGCACUGUGGCCACACCAUCUGCAAGCAGUGCCUGGAGAAGCUCCUGGCCAACAGCAUCAACGGGAUCCGGUGCCCCUUCUGCAGCAAGAUCACGCGGAUCACCAGCUUGGCUCAGCUCACUGACAACCUCACCGUGCUGAAGAUCAUCGACACGGCCGGCCUGGGGGAAGUGGUGGGACUUCUCAUGUGCAAGGUCUGCGGGAGGAGGCUGCCAAGACACUUCUGCAAGAGCUGUAGCUUGGUUUUGUGUGAGCCCUGCAAGGAGGCUUCGCACAUGCCCCCAGGACACAGAGUCAUUGCUGUCAAAGAGGCUGCUGAGGAGCGUAGGAGGGAAUUUGGGAUGAGGCUUGCCAGGCUUCGGGAGCUCAUGGGUGAUCUUCAGAAGAGGAAAGCUGCUCUGGAGGAUGUUUCAAGAGACCUGCAAUCCCGAUACAAAGCGGUUCUGCAGGAGUACAGCAAAGAGGAGCGCAAGAUCCAGGAAGAACUGGCCAGGUCACGCAAGUUCUUCACCACCUCUUUGUCUGAAGUGGAGAAGAUAAAUAACCAGGUGAUGGAGGAGCAAGCUUACCUGCUGAACUUAGCAGAAGUGCAGAUAAUGUCUCGCUGUGACUAUUUCCUUGCCAAAAUAAAACAGGGGGAUAUAGCUCUCCUGGACGAGGCAGCAGAUGAGGAAGAACCAGAGCUGACAAACAGUCUCCCGAGGGAGCUGACUCUCCAAGAGGUGGAACUCCUUAAGGUGAGCCAUGUGGGACCCCUGCAGAUUGGGCAGGUGGUGAAGAAACCCCGGACCGUAAACGUGGAGGAAUCACUCAUGGAAAACGCAGCAUCCUCCUUUGUACCAUUUCAGGAGCCUGACUUGGUGCAGGAGGAGCCCAGCUGCACCCCCCAUUCCUCACCAGCCAAGCUGAGGAUGCCUGAAGCAGCCACGAGCAUCCAGCAGUGUUCCUUCAUCAAGAAGAUGGGCUCCAAGGGCAGCUUGCCAGGGAUGUUCAACCUCCCCGUCAGCCUGCACGUCACCAGCCAAGGCGAGGUGCUCGUGGCAGACCGGGGCAACUUCCGAAUCCAGGUUUUUACCCGCAAGGGCUUCCUGAAGGAGAUCCGCCGGAGCCCCAGCGGCAUCGACAGCUUUGUGCUGAGUUUCCUUGGAGCAGACCUGCCCAACCUGACCCCCCUUUCUGUCACCAUGAACUGCCACGGGCUGAUCGGUGUGACAGACAGCUACGACAACUCUGUCAAGGUGUACACCAUGGAUGGCCACUGCGUGGCGUGUCACCGCAGCCAGCUGAGCAAGCCCUGGGGCAUCGCCGCGCUGCCCUCGGGCCAGUUCGUGGUCACCGACGUGGAAGGGGGGAAGCUCUGGUGCUUCACCGUGGACCGUGGCGUGGGGGUGGUGAAGUACAGCUGCCUGUGCAGCGCUGUGCGCCCCAAGUUUGUCACCUGCGACGCCGAAGGGACCAUUUACUUCACUCAGGGGCUGGGGCUCAACCUGGAGAACCGGCAGUACGAGCACCACUUGGAAGGAGGCUUCUCCAUCGGCUCCGUCGGCCCGGAUGGGCAGCUGGGACGCCAGAUCAGCCACUUCUUCUCUGAGAAUGAGGAUUUCAGGUGCAUUGCUGGCAUGUGCGUGGAUUCCAGGGGAGACCUGAUCGUUGCUGACAGCAGUCGUAAGGAAAUCCUGCAUUUUCCUAAAGGAGGUGGCUACAACAUCUUAAUCCGAGAGGGACUCACCUGCCCGGUGGGUAUUGCUGUUACUCCCAAAGGGCAGCUGCUGGUGCUGGACUGUUGGGAUCAUUGCAUUAAGAUCUACAGUUACCACCUGAGAAGAUACUCCACCCCUUAAGGGCUUGGUUGCAAGCAAAGCCUGUCUUGGCAGUGGAGAUUCUUGCAGCCUCCUCGCAAUCCAACGGGAACCAGUGUCAAGCCUUCAAGAAGAUUGUGCCAUAACUGAAAGAGAUCUGGCAUAGAGGUCAUCAUGUUCUGUGUUUAGAAACAAAAUAGUUUUCGUGGUGGUGGUGCUGGUCUGCUUUCUCUUCUUUUUUUAAUGUAAAAUCCAUACAAAUAAGAACAAGCGCGAUGGAAAGGAUCCAUCCUUUGCAGUCUUGGUUCUUGUGACAGCAUAAACCUCUUCACCUCCUUAUGCCACAUCUCCUACACUUCCAGCUUCAACCAUUGUGUCUUUCUUUGUGCCAUAAACACUGACUGACUGCUCUAAAUCACCUUCCCUUAGAGAACUAGCAGAGGCAAUCCUGUGGUACUUGCAAGGAACUGGGUAGCAGUUGUCUGGGCAACUCCUAGAGAGAGCAAUUUGUGCUUGCAGCACUGCAUAAAACGAAAUGGCCUCUUCAACCACGCAGAAAUGAAGCUUUGCUUCCACCCUGACGAGGCAGGGUUGUCUCUCCCAUUUUUCUGGUGUUCAGGAGAUUGCCCCGUCGUGCCAUUUGUGAAUUGUGUCUGUUCCAUGUGAAGUGAGUACUGUGCAAUCGUGGGAGACCGAGCUGAGCCACAAAAUUGCCCUCUUUCUUCCUGAGUUGUAAGAAGACAGGGGUUUUAUUACUAAUCAGAGUUCUGCUAGAUAGAAAGGGAUCAAAAGGGAGGGGGCUGGAGAAAACAAAAAAGGGUUGCUAUUUACUGUUGUUUUAUUAUUAAAUGUAUCCUGGAAACUGUUUUUUGGAAGGUUUAUCUGAUACCUAAAACUUCUUGGGGAAGAGGGGAAGAGCUGGGGAAAUAA